This is a messenger RNA of Anolis sagrei ordinatus, 2208 nucleotides long. RefSeq names its product phospholipid phosphatase 6 (gene PLPP6). NCBI's taxonomy places the organism in Eukaryota, Metazoa, Chordata, Lepidosauria, Squamata, Anolidae. Gene Ontology annotation, molecular function: sphingosine-1-phosphate phosphatase activity. The record is from RefSeq and is a predicted model, not a curated record.
UCCCUUCCUCCUUGGGCACAGCGGAAGCGGAAGUGAGCCCGCGUCGCCAGGGCUGAGAGCGGUGGAGAGGCUUGCUCGGUUGCUAGGCAACAGCCAGGCCGGACAGCGGAGAGAGUGCAGCUGUUAUCAGUGCCAUUAUGCCCAGCCCUCGAAGUAGCCCAAAGAGUAGCCAUGAGAGACGAGCUUAUGGCAACAAGCUGGAAUUCCUAUCGCUGACAAGUAUGAGGAACCCAGGCCCUCCAGAAAGUCCAUCUCGCCGUAGGGAAUGUACAUCCAGCACGGGGCCUCCACAGGCCCUGCCUGAAGAAGACUGCAUGAAACUGAACCCAUCUUUUGUGGAUAUUGCCCUGCGCUCUUUGUUGGCCAUUGAUCUUUGGGCCUCUAAAAAGCUUGGGGUGUGUGCCGGAGAGAGUUCUGCUUGGGGCAGUGUCCGUCCUCUUAUGAUAGUCGUAGAGAUCUCCGGACAUGGCAUUCCUUGGCUAGCUGGCACACUCUAUGGGCUUUGUCGAAGUGGUAGCUCAGCAGGACGCGAGGUGCUGCUCAACUUGCUCUUUGCACUGGUGCUCGAUCUAGUUUUGGUGGCAGCAGCAAAAGGACUGGUAAAACGAAGGCGCCCGGCUCACAACAAGAUGGACAUGUUCGCCACUGUCUCCGUGGAUAAAUACUCCUUUCCAUCAGGCCACGCUACCAGAGCUGCUUUAGUUUGCAGAUUUAUUCUUCACCAUCUUGUGCUAGCCCUCCCUUUGCGAGUGCUGAUUGUGCUUUGGGUUUUCAUAGUGGGAAUCUCCCGGGUCAUGCUGGGAAGACACAAUGUAACAGAUGUUCUCUUUGGGCUACUAAUGGGCUACAUGCAGUACAGCCUGGUGGAGUAUUUCUGGCUGUCUCCAGUCACUGCCCCUGGUCUCUUUAUGUUGUGGAGUUGAUAGUCCUUAGUGAACAAGUAUACUAGCUCCACAACAAACCAUUAAAAAUCGUUAAGCUUCAUCUAAUCAGCAAUAUGAAUUUGUUGGAACUAGCAAAAUCAUCUUGAGAGGAUAUACGGGCUGCUUUGGCUCAAACUAACUCAUCUUGCUUUAUAAACGUGUUGUUGGGAUGGAGCAUGAGCCAACUCGUAAAAUUGCACAAAUCGUUGUAUAGUCAAACUGUGUUACUUUUGAGAUGACAUUCUAGUACAGCUCUGGAGUCAACUAGUCAGUCAUUUCUUAAGGUUUGUGAAUAGCUGCAAUACAGUAAAUGAUAAAAUCAUGGUCUGCCUGUAACACUGCCAGUACAUCAUAUUUGGUAGGUAUGUUUAUUACACUGUGAUUGUUUAAUAGAUAUUUUGUCAGAUGGAUUCUGUAAGCUGUAUAUAUUGCAAUUGAUGCUGGUGACUUAUUUUUGAACUUGUAUUUAUAGCAUGUUUUAUGGGAAUUUAUUUGUUUACAGAUUUGACAGGCUUUCAUCUUCAGAUUUGAAUACUUUCUUUCACAUAUCAUUCUUUCUUAGCAGUUUCACUUAACUGCUUUCCUAAUUCGUUUUUCUCAUGCAACCGCCUCCUAACAAGAAAUAUAAAAAAUUCAGGCGUCAUGUCAAAGAGUAAAAAAAUGUUGAAAAAAAAAGAUUUUGGCAGCUUCAGGUGAAGGAAGUGGCUCACUUAGCAGCCAACUCACACCUACUACAAUAAUGUAACAUUGUAAGAUUUAUUGUAGUUGGAAGAUAUCUGAUUAUUUCAGCAUUUAUUUGACAUUUUUGUCAAUGGAAAGUGAGUUAAAGUAGUCUAAGGCUCCUUUCACACAGCUGAAUAAAAUCCCACAUUUUCAGCUUUGAAUUGGAAUAUAUGGCAGUGUGGACUCAGGUAGCCCAGUUCAAAGCAGAUAUUAUGCCUUUAUAUUCUGGGUUAUGUGGCUGUGUGGAAGGGCCCUUACAAUGUGUAUUACUGCAAAAAUACACUUAAUGUUCCUACAGCUUGGAUUUUAGGUGCAAUGAAUGAAGGUCUACACAAAUUUGAGAUACUGUUCCUUAAAUUCCAGAUAGCUUUUUGCCUCAUUUCAUCUAGUGAUCUCAUUACCAUGAUUUAUUAUUGUAUUAUUAUCAUUUAGAUCCCACAAUGCUUGCUUACAGUCUGAGCUAGUUCCCAUGUGUCAAAAGACAUUAUGAAAUUGAAGGAACACUAUGAAAACUCAUUUUACUCUCAGCAUGGGCAGUACAGUCCUGUUUCAAAGAUGAAGG